GCGGGUGCUCUUGACCCCCACUGUCUUGCUUAUCGCUACACCCGCGUUGCGGCGUAUCACCACUUGCGAUAGAGAGGGCGCGACCACGAUCCCCUCAUGGCGACCGAUUUCAUAAUGCCACGGCUACCGGGAGAGCAACAGAAUCAUUUCUAUGCGCCUGCCCAUCAGCAGCGCCAGCAGUAUCGUCCUCAGCAACAAGCUCCAUUCCAGCCAUCCCCGAUCACGACCACCUACCCCGCGUCCACACAAUACAACUCCCCCGUCUCGCCUCUUGGGACCCCGGGGAGCAUCUCACCAACAUCCUCCAAGAAUUACAUCACCCGCCAAAUCCGGCCUUUGUAUGUCCCCGCCGUGUUACGCCCCACCGAGUUCCCAUCCAAGCCGGCACCGCUCGAGCCAAACGUCGAGGAUGAGAAUGAUACUCUCGAGGAUGGCUUGCGGCCGAGCAGCAGCUUCAUGAGCCUCGGUGGUCUAAGCGCAUUCGGGCGGCUGAGCAGGCGGUCUACGGGCGACAGCGCCAAAUCCGUCGACAGCAUCUGGAAUCUCGACCAGUUCCCGAAGCCCACAGGUGCGCCCACUCGGAGGCACUGGAAGCCCGAUCAAGAGUCCACCAUCUGCGACCACGCGACUUGCAAGCGGUACUUCAGCUACUUCACGCGCCGCCACCACUGCCGCAAGUGCGGCAACAUCUUCUGCGACCAGCACAGUGUCUUCGAGAUCCCGCUCGAUCAGGACACCAACUUCAACCCCCGCGGCGUGCCCAGCCGCUCGUGCGGCCACUGCUACGCGCAGUUCAGGGAGUGGCGGAGGCUAGCGAUCGGCAAACCACCAAACGCCGACUCGCCCAACGGCGCCCGCCACCACCCUCAGCUCGAAACCCCAAGCACUCCCGUCGCCGCCUCCCCCACCGCCGCCACCAUGGGUGGCCUGCCGCUGCACACUCCCGAUGCCGCGCACAGCGUGCCCCGAGACUGGAAUUGGAGCACGUUCUGAGGCCAUGCGGCAGACAACAACACUUGAACGACGAGACGACCGAACUGGUCAUCAACCGCACACAGCAACAGCGGCGUAGACGACGACGACUAACAAGACUGAGAAAGGACGGAGAUUUCGCAUAACCGGAGAUU
Molecule: messenger RNA, 1127 nt
Organism: Chaetomium fimeti
Lineage: Eukaryota; Fungi; Ascomycota; Sordariomycetes; Sordariales; Chaetomiaceae
Exons: 2
Coding region: 97-993 (298 amino acids)
Molecular function (GO): metal ion binding
Source: RefSeq, a predicted model, not a curated record